UCUGCCGGUGUCCGUCCUCUAAGCGUCACAGCACCCUUUUAUAAGCACUCUGGAGCUGUGAUCAUCACACAGACAACCGCUUCGGAUACUUUACUUUAACAAACGCGUGAAAAUUCCUCAUUAAGAAAACAGACAUGAUGGCAACGGAGGAGCUAGAAAUGAACGGAGGCGCAGAGACUGAGGUUCUGCCAAACCGCACAAGGAGGCAUCAAAAGCCUCUGAACAUGAACCAGUAUGCCAAUAAGAAGAGUGCAGCAGAGAGCAUGCUGGAUGUGGCUCUGCUGAUGGCAAACGCCUCACAGCUGAAGGCUGUGAUGGAACAUGGACCAGCUUCCCCCUUCUACACACUGCUUAUCACGCUCAUUGCCGUCUCCCUCAUCCUGCAAGUGCUCGUUGGUGUUAUGCUCAUCUUCAUAGUCAAGUGGGACUUGAACAAUGAAAAGAUGCACUACAGGCUCAACAUAAUGGAAAAUGCUGCUACAGGCUUCAUCUUCAUCAUAGUUGUGGUCAACAUCUUCAUCACUGCAUUUGGUGUCCAACAGCCAAAAUCAAGUUCUUGAUCACCUGUGAUCAUGAUUGUCCAGACCCCUGAUCAACUGAGUAAUAGUGGACCUUAUGCUAUAUGAAUAAUUUAUUAAUCAAAUGAAAAUGUCUUGAAAAGCAAGAAGGUGCAU
Messenger RNA from Thalassophryne amazonica, 674 nucleotides. RefSeq names its product ninjurin-1-like. Gene Ontology annotation, cellular component: membrane. Gene Ontology annotation, biological process: tissue regeneration; cell adhesion. The transcript is spliced from 3 exons. The record is from RefSeq and is a predicted model, not a curated record. Lineage: Eukaryota; Metazoa; Chordata; Actinopteri; Batrachoidiformes; Batrachoididae. The coding region runs from base 135 to 560 and encodes 141 amino acids.